UAGUAGUUUUUUGUGCUAUGAUGAAACAAUGCAAAAAAAGCUGGAAUUACCGACUGAAAGUUUUAUGUUGAGAGAUUUUGCUAAAUAUUCUGAACAAAGAAAUAAUAAACAAAUGGAUACUU
Messenger RNA from Scutellospora calospora, 122 nucleotides. NCBI's taxonomy places the organism in Eukaryota, Fungi, Glomeromycota, Glomeromycetes, Diversisporales, Gigasporaceae. The record is from the annotation of a GenBank genome assembly.